Molecule: messenger RNA, 2537 nt
Organism: Scatophagus argus
Lineage: Eukaryota; Metazoa; Chordata; Actinopteri; Scatophagidae
Gene: tgfbr2b
Product: transforming growth factor beta receptor 2b
Exons: 10
Coding region: 156-1910 (584 amino acids)
Biological process (GO): protein phosphorylation; heart development; transforming growth factor beta receptor signaling pathway
Cellular component (GO): signaling receptor complex; plasma membrane
Molecular function (GO): activin binding; transforming growth factor beta binding; type I transforming growth factor beta receptor binding
Source: RefSeq, a predicted model, not a curated record
UGUGUAUAUGGAUGGUUCAGCAGUGAGUCUCCAGCUGCCGAGCAGAGUGGAGCGCACAACGGAAGACACCAAAGAUAUUUCUCUUCUGGGCUUUCGUUUACUUGUUUUUUUUUUUUUAAUGUGAACGAGAAUAUUUGGACGGAGGACGCAGAAAAAUGGAGGGACGCCGCUGCUCUUUAUCCUUACGGGGAGCUUUAUCAGUCUUCUCCUUUACUAUGUUGCUGGUGUCCGGGACUGCCGGUUUGCCCCCUUUUUACUUGACUCCAAAACAGCUUUGUAUGUUCUGUGACCUGGAGCUUUCCUCCUGUAGUGGUACAGGGACUUGCAUGUCCAACUGCUCUAUCACAUCCAUCUGUGAGGGACCCAGCGAGGUCUGUGUCGCUAUAUGGCGAAAGAAUGAGACAGCCUUCUCUAUCGAAACUCUCUGUCACGACCCGUCCAAGCCUCUGUAUGGCGUUAUACUGGAUGACUACAACAGUUCCACCUGUGUGAUGAAGGAAAAGAAUACAACGAGCGGGAUGGCUCACGUCUGUUCCUGUACCAAAGAGGACGAGUGUAACGACAAACUGCUAUUCCCCCCCAUUGUGGAUCCUACCCCGGAUGAUCCGCUGGUGUCUGUGAUUCUGGUCAGCCUGCUGCCCCUGAUGGUGAUGAUUGUGGCUGUGGGAAUGUUCUACUGCUACAGAGCCUAUCAGCAACGCAUACUCAACCAAGAGAAGGAGAGCAGCAUAAAGAAGCGCAAGCCUAAAGCCGGUGGGCUGGACUGCAGCGACGCCUGUGCCAUCAUGAUGGAUGACGACAGGUCAGACAGCAGCUCGACGCACGCCAACAGCCUGAACCACAACACUGAGCCGCUGCCUAUAGAGCUGGAUCUUCUGGUGGGAAAAGGUCGCUUUGCCCAAGUGUACAAGGGUAAGCUGAAGCAGACCACCUCAGACCAGUUUGAAACCGUGGCUGUGAAGAUCUUCCCCUAUGAAGAGUACGCCUCCUGGAAGAACGAGAAGGAUAUCUUCUCCAAUACAGACCUCCGACAUGAAAACAUCCUCCACUUCCUGACAGCUGAGGAGAGGAAGGUGGAGAGACAGUACUGGCUCAUCACUGCCUUCCAUCCCAGAGGAAACCUACAGGAGCACCUGACACGUAAUGUGAUCAGCUGGGAGGAGCUGCAGGUGCUGGGAAGCUCUCUGGCCCGGGGUGUCGCCCACCUCCACAGUGACCGCCUACCCUGUGGACGCCCUAAGGUGGCCAUAGUCCACCGAGACCUGAAGAGCUCCAACAUCCUGGUGAAGAACGACUUGACGUGCUGCCUGUGUGACUUUGGAUUAGGACUCCGUCUGGACAGCAGCCUGUCUGUGGAUGACCUUGCCAACAGUGGACAGGUGGGUACGGCACGUUACAUGGCUCCAGAGGUUCUGGAGGCCCGACUGAAUCUGGAGAGCAUGGAGUCCUUCAAACAGACCGACAUUUACUCCAUGGCCCUUGUGCUUUGGGAGAUGACGUCGAGGUGUGAAGCUAUUGGAGAGGUGAAGGAGUAUGAGCCUGCAUAUGGCUCUAAAGGGCGAGAGCACCCCUGUGUGGAGAGCAUGAAGGACAAUGUGCUGAGAGAUCGACGAAGACCCGAGAUCCCCGACACCUGGCUCAGGCAUCAGGGUGUGGCUGUGAUCUGCGCCACCAUCAUGGAAUGCUGGGACCAUGACCCCGAGGCCCGACUCACCGCCCACUGCAUUGCCGAACGCAUCUCCGCCAUGGAGGAUGAGAUGGACAAACUGUCCAGCCGCAGCUCCUCAGCAGAGAAAAUCCCAGAGGAGCUGAAGAUCCCCAUAGAGGUGGAGAUCCCGGAGGAGAUGGUGAAAAUCACAGAAAUACAGGACAUCAUAGCCGUGGACUGCUCCGUGAGCGACGAGAAGUGAGAGGAAGCUCUGCAUUCUCAAGGACUCCAUGGGACAUCUUUCAACAGGGGCACUUAUUCUACUUUGAUCUGAUGGGAGAAAGUGAUGACCAGGAGUUGAGCUCCUGCGUCCCCAGACUUUGAGUUGAGUCACAGUGUCAUGUCUAAUUCUAGCUCAGCAAAGAGGGACUCUUGGUGAUGCUUUCAGACUUCUUCCACUUCUGCAAUGAAACAACUUGCCUUAAUAAGCUGAAAAGCAAAAGAGCCAAAAAGCCAAAGUUAACUGGAAGCUUCCAAAAUGUGCUGAGCGUGGAGACAGUAUUUUGUAAAGAGUCAGACAGGCUUCUCUCUCUUUAUGAAAAAUUAACAGGGCAAUACCUAUUAAACCAAAGACAUCUGAUGUGCACUUUACAAUGUAAUACUUACGCAUUACAGCUUUGUUGCCAUUUUCAUAUGUUCUUGUAUUUUAACAUGUUGGAGUUAAGGUGAGUUUUUGCCUAAAAGUGCCUUUGUGCGUCUGACUUUGAGCCAGCAGAGAUGUCACCUUAACACUAACAGUGCUGUGGACUCCAUCCCUGUGUGUGUGUGUGUGUGUGUGUGUGUAUGUGUGUGUGUGUGUGUGUGUGUGUGUGUGUGUGUGUGCAUAAAC